UUUUUGCGCGGGAAAAGGGGGCAGUCUGGAGCUCUAGUGGGUGUCGCUGGGACGGGCAGUUUGUGCGGAGGUUGCCUCUCGCUCCCUCUCCCUGCUGGCUAUGGGGUUGCUGGCGCUGUGCGAGGAAGUGUUCGGUACCGCCGACCUUUACCGAGUGUUGGGCGUGCGGCGCGAGGCCUCGGACGACGAGGUCCGACGCGGCUACCACAAGGUGUCUCUGCGGGUUCACCCGGACCGGGUCGGCGACGACGACAAAGAGGACGCCACCCGCCGCUUCCAGAUCCUCGGGAAAGUCUAUUCUGUUUUGAGCGACAAAGAACAGAGAGCAUUGUACGAUGAGCAGGGAACAGUGGACGAAGAUGCUGAUGUGCUCAACCAAGAUCGGGACUGGGAGACGUAUUGGAGGUUACUUUUUAAAAAGAUAUCUCUAGAAGACAUUCAAGCUUUUGAAAAGACAUACAAAGGUUCUGAAGAAGAGCUGGCGGAUAUUAAACAGGCCUAUUUGGAUUUCAAGGGUGACAUGGAUCAGAUCAUGGAAUCUGUGCUGUGUGUGCAGUACACAGAAGAACCCAGGAUAAGGAACAUUAUUCAGCAAGCCAUUGAUGCUGGCGAGAUCCCCUCCUAUAAUGCCUUUGUCAAAGAAUCAAAGCAAAAGAUGAAUGCAAGGAAAAGGAGGGCUCAGGAAGAGGCUAAAGAAGCAGAAAUAAGCAGGAAGGAGUUGGGCCUUGAUGGAGUAGAUAACUUGAAAACACUCAUUCAGAGCAGACAAAAGGAUCGGCAAAAGGAAAUGGACAAUUUUCUGGCUCAAAUGGAAGCAAAGUACUGCAAACCUUCUAAGCGAGGAGGGAAAAAAACGCCUCUCAAGAAAGGAAAGAAAUAAUGGAAUUUUCUCUUCAAAAGCCUUUAGGUGUUAAUUGGUGCCAUUGUAGGCAAGAUACAGUCAAGAUUUGAAGACAAAAGUCAACCCUGCCCUUGAAAAAAGUUCUUUCCAGGCUAAGUUAUUCAGCUCAACUCUGUGAACCAAGCAGAAUCUCUCAACCUGAUUUUGGUAGUCCUAGAAGUCCCCUGACAUUCUUUGAGGUCCUGCAUGAAGGAAUUUGGUGAUUCUUGAGGGAAUGGGGGAGAAUGGUAUACUUCUGGCAGCACUUGCGUCUGUGGAUCUUCUGUACAAGGAUCUCUUAUCUAGAAUGUGGGUCUGUCCCAUGCUGCCUUCAGCAGUUGUCGUUUUGCCACGCAGGAGUCUACGCACAGCUAUAGAGUAUUCAGAGUGUUGUGUUUAUUAGAACAGUAACUCUGCCUAGCUAGAACGCUUUCAGAACCCUUGCUGGUCAUGUGUCUUUCAAAUAUUUGCCAGUUUGCUUUCAUGUUUAAUAUCCUUGAAUAGAUCCUCUCUCCUUUUUGUUUUAUUCAGCCCGGUUUUGUACUCUUUGCUUGAAAUAUAGGAGAAACAGAUGUUGAGAUUACUUCAGACAUCUUUGUAAGACUUA
Molecule: messenger RNA, 1487 nt
Organism: Odobenus rosmarus divergens (Pacific walrus)
Lineage: Eukaryota; Metazoa; Chordata; Mammalia; Carnivora; Odobenidae
Gene: DNAJC9
Product: DnaJ (Hsp40) homolog, subfamily C, member 9
Exons: 5
Coding region: 101-880 (259 amino acids)
Cellular component (GO): nucleus; cytoplasm
Molecular function (GO): heat shock protein binding
Source: RefSeq, a predicted model, not a curated record